Cuscuta epithymum is the source of this 803-nucleotide messenger RNA. The record is from the annotation of a GenBank genome assembly. NCBI's taxonomy places the organism in Eukaryota, Viridiplantae, Streptophyta, Magnoliopsida, Solanales, Convolvulaceae.
UGUUUGAUCUGGUCCAAUUUGAAAAUCACAAGCCCAAGAACUGGAAUAACUUAACCCUACUUAUCGGAUAUAUCUUGUUUCGUUUGUUCUGACAUACUGCUUUUAUAUCGUCUCGGCAGUGAAUAGAUCAAGCUUACGGGUGUUGUCGAGCAGACUCUGCUGAUCAGAAGAGCUCUACAACAAUGUCAGGGAAGCCGAGGGCAACCAGGAAAGAUGAAGUUGUGACCAGAGAGUACACCAUUAAUCUCCACAAACGCUUGCAUGGAUGCACCUUCAAGAAGAAGGCACCCAAGGCAAUAAAGGAGAUAAGGAAGUUUGCUCAAAAAGCAAUGGGAACAACAGACGUUAGGGUUGAUGUGAAACUAAACAAGCAAAUUUGGAGUAAAGGGAUCCGAAGUGUGCCGAGGAGGGUCCGUGUCCGAAUUGCACGGAAGAGGAACGACGAUGAAGAUGCCAAAGAAGAACUUUACUCACUGGUUACUGUUGCUGAGGCUCCAGAGGGACUCAAGGGCUUAGGCACUACUAUUAUUGAGGAUGAUGAAGACUAAAUUUUUCUCUUUAAGAAAACUUUAUGCUAAGCAAUUCCUGUUUUGGCUGUUGUCCUUUCUCAACUAGUUAUUCUGAUUAUUGCAUUUUGAUGUUUAGACUCGACAAAUCUUUGUAUGUGUUAAAAACAAAAUUUGGGCUCUUUACAAGUUUAUUCUCAUUAUUCUGCCAACUCAAACUGAAAUUUGUGUUCCUAAUGCUCUCACUUGGAGCGUAUCACAAAACAUUAGAAGUGGUUGUAUUAGGAAUAAAAAGAA